GGGGCUUACGUGGCCCAGGCUCUGCUAGAAGAUGGGACCUUCAAGGUUUGCGCAGUGACACGGAGCCCCAUGAAGAGAGAGGCCGAGGAGCUGAAGCAGAGGGGAGCUGAGGUCAUGAAGGUGGAACAGGACGAUGAGCCAUCACUGGAGCUGGCAUUGGCAGGUGCUUACAGAGCCUUUGUUGUAACUUCUGGGACCACUGCAGCAGAGAAAGAAAUCGCACAAGGAAAGCAGCUUGCUGACCUGUCAAAGUGCCUCGGUCUGCACCACGUUUUGUACAGCGGCCUGGAGAACGUGAAGCAGCUGGCAAGGGGCUGGCUGGAAGUGCUGCACUUUGAUGGCAAAGGUGUGGUGGAGUACUUCCAGAAAGUCGGUGUUCCUACCGCAACCAUCUGACUGCCGUUCUACUUGGAGAACUUCCUCUCCGUCGUCAAGCCACAGAAGGUCCCACAAGGAGAUACUUUUGUACUGGCACUGCCCAUGGGGGACACUCCCAUAGAUGGGAUGGCAGCGGAGGACAUUGGGCCUGUCAUGCUUUGCCUGCUGAAGUCGCCGGAGGAGCGCACAGGCCAAGUGAUUGAGCUCAGCACUGGCAAGCUCAACGAGGCAGAGUACGCCACUGUCCUCUCCCAGCAGGCGGGCAAGACCAUGGAAGCCAGCAAGAUCUCACCAGAGGAAGAUAAGAAACGUGGCUCCCCUGGGGCCAAGGAAAUGGCCACUAUGUUCCAUUUCUAUGCCCUGAAGCCAGACCGCAACGUGGACCUGACCAUGAAACUGAACCCCAAGGCCCACACCUUCUGA
This is a messenger RNA of Pelecanus crispus (Dalmatian pelican), 801 nucleotides long. Lineage: Eukaryota; Metazoa; Chordata; Aves; Pelecaniformes; Pelecanidae. The record is from RefSeq and is a predicted model, not a curated record.